Mesitornis unicolor (brown roatelo) is the source of this 654-nucleotide messenger RNA. It is a transcript of the gene SLC35E3, whose product is annotated as solute carrier family 35, member E3. Gene Ontology annotation, molecular function: antiporter activity; nucleotide-sugar transmembrane transporter activity. The record is from RefSeq and is a predicted model, not a curated record. The annotation marks the transcript as partial. NCBI's taxonomy places the organism in Eukaryota, Metazoa, Chordata, Aves, Mesitornithiformes, Mesitornithidae. Gene Ontology annotation, cellular component: membrane; Golgi apparatus. The transcript is spliced from 3 exons.
UGGGUAGGAGCUAAGCAGCAUGAGUUGCAGGUAAACUCUAUGCAGCUGCUGUACUAUCAGGCACCAAUGUCCUCGGCUAUGUUGUUGUUCAUCAUACCCUUCUUUGAGCCAGUCUUUGGAGAAGGGGGAAUAUUUGGGCCCUGGACGCUUUCUGCAGUGAUAAUGGUGCUGCUGUCUGGAAUAAUAGCCUUUAUGGUAAACUUGUCCAUUUACUGGAUCAUUGGAAAUACGUCGCCUGUCACGUAUAACAUGUUUGGACAUUUCAAGUUCUGCAUCACCCUCCUGGGAGGGUGCCUGUUAUUUAAGGAUCCGCUGUCUGUUAAUCAAGGCCUUGGGAUUCUGUGCACGUUGUUGGGCAUUUUAGCAUACACCCACUUCAAGCUUCGCGAGCAGGAAAGCAAUAAGAGUAAAUUGGUUCAGCGUCCAUAAAGCAAGUGUAUCUGGAGAUUAAGAAUAUUGUGAAGGAACACAAGUAUUUAAAUAUGCAUUGAUUCUAGAAUGCACAAAAUUGCCUCGUUCAUUGGGAUCUGUGGUUUCAGUUUAACCACCAGGAUCGUUGUUCUGUAACUAAACCAAACGAACUGAAUUAUGUAAAAUGCUGGGGGUUUGCCAUCUCGGUCCAUCCUAUCGUUUUCAUUAAAUGUAAAUGGUAAC